AAAAUAACAAAGAAAUCGAAAAAAAAGAAGAACCCCAACAAAAACAUCUAAAACUUUGCAUAAAAUAAAGUUUACCUAAGAGGACACAUUCCAGCAUUCGGAGAAAGCAAAAAACCAAAACCACACAUUUAGCAAAAUUUACUCUUUUAUCUAAAGGAAAAAAAACAAAAUCAAAUAAAUUAAUUCAAGCAUAAAUUCAAUUUUAAAAAUUUUAGACAGAAACCGAGAGAGCGGUUAAAGAACAUAAAAACUUGAACAAAACCAAAAAGCAAAUACACUUUUUUUCGCGAUCGUAGUUGAUCUAAAAACCCAAAUAAAGAAACCGAAAUUUCUGCGGCAAAGCAACUUCACACGGGACUUGUGCAAAGCGCAGUCGCAACCUAAAACCUAAAAAAUAAAAUUUAAAACAACAUACACAGCACUAAAUUAUAAGCGAAAAAACCAACCGAGCAGUGAGAUUAAAUACUAAGCGAGCGAUACAAAAAAAAAAACCAUACAAAAAAAUAUAAAUUACUACAAAAAAUAAAAAAUAAAAGAAGAAAAGGAUCUAGGAUCUAGAAUCAAAGCAGCAGGAUGACCAACGCCAUGGAUAUCGUAAAGAACGGCAGUGCCAAUGGCUCUGUGGACGGCAGCAAUGAUGAGUCGCGCACCAAUUUGAUUGUCAACUAUCUGCCGCAAACCAUGACGCAGGAGGAGAUGCGAUCGCUCUUCUCCAGCAUCGGUGAGCUGGAGAGUUGCAAACUGGUGCGUGAUAAAGUCUCAGGUAAUUUGGUCUUGCCAGCAUCGUUGACCGCUCUCAAUCCGGCACUGCAGCAAGGCCAGAGUCUGGGCUAUGGCUUUGUUAACUAUGUGCGGGCCGAGGAUGCUGAGAAGGCUGUGAACACCCUGAACGGUUUGCGUUUGCAGAAUAAGGUUAUUAAAGUAUCAUACGCCCGUCCAAGCUCAGAAUCUAUUAAGGGUGCUAAUUUAUAUGUAUCGGGUCUUCCGAAGAAUCUAUCACAACCAGACUUGGAGGGGAUGUUUGCAUCGUAUGGCAAAAUAAUUACAUCUCGUAUACUCUGUGAUAAUAUUUCCGGUCUAUCGAAGGGCGUGGGCUUUAUACGCUUUGAUCAGCGCAACGAAGCCGAAAGGGCCAUCCAGGAGUUAAAUGGCAAGACCCCGAAGGGUUAUGCCGAGCCGAUUACCGUUAAAUUUGCCAAUAAUCCGAGCAAUAGCGCCAAGGCCCAGAUUGCCCCGCCCCUAACCGCCUACUUAACCCCCCAGGCGGCGGCUGCCACCCGCCGUUUGGCCGGAGCUCUACCCUCCGCCGGACGCAUAAGGUACUCACCACUGGCUGGCGAUUUGUUGGCCAACUCGAUCUUGCCCGGAAAUGCAAUGACCGGAUCCGGAUGGUGUAUAUUCGUUUAUAACCUGGCCCCGGAAACCGAAGAGAACGUACUGUGGCAGCUGUUUGGUCCGUUCGGUGCCGUGCAGUCGGUGAAGGUGAUCCGGGAUCUGCAGACGAGCAAGUGCAAGGGAUUCGGAUUCGUGACCAUGACCAAUUACGAUGAGGCCGUGGUGGCCAUUCAGUCCUUGAACGGCUACACCCUGGGCAACCGAGUGCUUCAGGUCAGCUUUAAGACUAACAAGACCAAGACCACUUAGGCGGCAACUCAAUCCGAUGUAUCCUUAUCCAGGACAAGACCUCUCCAAUACUCGUACUCAAUGAUCUGUAUGAUUUAACAGGAUUAUUAAAAACUAUUCAAAAAAAAAAAUGGAAACUAACUAAUAGACAUUCCUCUAUCCCUGGAUUACUGAUUUGCAUAACAAAAAGGCAUUCAUUAUAGUCAAAAUUGCACAUUAACUAAAAUGAGAAAAAAAAACUAUGCGUUGGGCAGGAAUAGUAAUUUGAUUUUUAUGCUAAAUUAUAAUUGUAAUGAAAUCUUAGUGAAAAUUGAUUUAUUUCAUCUACAUCUAAUAUAAUUUUAUUAAAACUAAAAAAAACAAAGAAAAGCUUGAAUGAGGCAACCCACAAACACAACAAGUUUAGGAAAAAGAAAGCGGGAAAUGAAAUCGAAAAGACAACGGUCUAUAAAUUGACAAAAAGAAUAUUAAUUCAAGGUCAAAAAAAAGGAGAUGAAGGGAAGAAAACCAAAAUAUAAAAAAAUACAUAAUAAUAAUAAAUGAAAAUGAUCUAAGUCGCAAUAUAUAGUAACUAUUUUUUUGAUCACCUUACUUAUAUAUGAUUAUAUUCAAUUAACAAACCAAAGUAUUUAAUGUCUAUUGAUUUAAGCGAAUUAACAAACAAACAAUAUUUAAUCUAUCUUUCUAUCUCAGCUUACCUAAGUACUAAUUAUUAUAAUGAAUAUGCAUAAAAUAUAUUGUAUUGUAUUGUAUUGUAUUUGUGUUUGAUUCAAUUUUUACAUUUACAUUUUACAUUUAAAUUAAAUUAAAUUAAAUUAAUGAAUUAAUUAAACCUAGUUCACUCGAUUAAAGCUCGUAUAUUUAAUUCGAUUCGAUUCGCAUUGAUUUUCACUCAAAAGACGAAACGAAGAAAAAUAUAUAUAUUAAAAGA
Drosophila bipectinata is the source of this 2554-nucleotide messenger RNA. It is a transcript of the gene fne, whose product is annotated as found in neurons. Gene Ontology annotation, molecular function: RNA binding. The record is from RefSeq and is a predicted model, not a curated record. NCBI's taxonomy places the organism in Eukaryota, Metazoa, Arthropoda, Insecta, Diptera, Drosophilidae. Gene Ontology annotation, cellular component: ribonucleoprotein complex.